Messenger RNA from Oncorhynchus mykiss (rainbow trout), 8220 nucleotides. RefSeq names its product zinc finger matrin-type protein 3. The record is from RefSeq and is a predicted model, not a curated record. Gene Ontology annotation, molecular function: zinc ion binding; nucleic acid binding. Lineage: Eukaryota; Metazoa; Chordata; Actinopteri; Salmoniformes; Salmonidae.
CAGGAUGCAAUGAUGGCGUUACAUGUCAAGAAUAGAGAUGCUUCUUAUUAUCAAAGUGCCGAUUAUUACAGAAAUUCGGUGCCUUUAAACUAUCGGAAUAACAGACAUUAUUUCGCCCGGUUACCAGGUAGGAAAAGGGUCACAUUCAUUGCUGUCAGUAGCCGUGACACUGUGAAUGGAUGGAUGCAUGCAGCCUCAGCUACAAUGUAACCAGUGCAAUUUGCUGAUUUAAGAGGGUGUAAACAUGUUGGUAUUAUACUGUAUGUUGAACUAGCUUAGUGUACAGCUAUAAAACAUUUUUGUCGAGGUUGAGCCUUCCCAUUAAUUUGAAGAGAUUAAACCAACAGUCAUGUUGAAAUUAAAUCUGUAAUCAGAGGUAUAAUAGGUUGCUGAUCAUUUCAACCCAAAAUAUAUGUCAACAAAAAUGUGUUGAUUUGCUGUAUCCACAGCACCAUCACUGUUCCUCAUUCUCUUUCAGUGCAGGUGUGAUGUGGUGGAUUGGUGUUUCAUGUAAAAUCAGCUAAAGUAAUAAUGGUCAGACCGGUGGGUGUAGAAUUACAUGAUGGUCCCCUUGUCAGUCCCAACUCUUGAAAUCUGUCUACUCUUGUCAUGGCACAAGCUCAUUGACACACCAUGGUGUAGUGUACAGUAUUCACAUGAUGAUAAUGGUGUUGAUAAGGAUUAUUAUGAAUAACAGCUUGGGUCUGGACUUGAGUUUACCUUGUUAUCCAGCAAUAUUCUCUUAAGUGAUUAAACCUGUUAUAUAGCAUAUUUUUCAACAUCAUCUUUCAAGACCUAAUUGUAUUGAGUAGGUCUACUCAGUCCGCUGUAAUCAGAUGAAAUGGCAUUGUCCACUAAAAUAGGUUGAAAGAGCUGAGUCUGGCAGGUCACAUCCCUGGAGAUGUUAUAAAUGCUUGAUAAGCAACUUCAUUUUGUACUAUACCCUGAUUUCAUAUAGCUUUAUUGGUAAACAUUAGUAUUGACUGAUUUUAUCAUUCAGUCUUGUUUUAUGACAGCCUCCAAGCUGCCCCCUAAUCUUAGCCUAUAGUCUUCAUGUCAACUAUUGCUCACUUGAACUGGCAAUAAUGAGCCCUUUCAGACUGCUAACUCAAUAGCCUAACUGCUGUGUUGCCAUCUCUAACUAGGCUAACUAAUGGGUACGUUUAAGCUGCAAUUAAUCUGUUAUCUGCAUGACUGAGUGUUAACAAAAUACCAUAGGUCUCAGGGUCUUUCAACACAUCUCCAUGUUAAAACCAUGUCUAUCUUGAGACUUUGCAAGGCAUUGAACAUUUCGCAAAUCAAAUCUAAUUUUAUUGGUAACAUACACUUGGUUAGCAGAUGUUAAUGUGAGUGUAGCAAAAUGCUUGUCAGAAUAAGAGGACUGUAAUUCUCUAAUUAAAAUAUGAAGUUCUUAUGAGUUCCCUUCAACCUUUCUCCAUUCAAAGACUAGUCAUGCACUUGAUUCCACUGCAUGAGGCAUACACUUUUCACUCCAUAAUUGAUGUGGCAGAGGUGACAGUAUAAAAGGCAUGAAAUAACUAUAAGUAUGUGACAAAUACCUCUCACUGUGAAGGGCUAUUCAACUUUUGAAGGUUCUUGGAUAUUUUUUUCUUCUGCACAGAUACCAAAUGAUAGAAUUAGAACCCUCUCCUUUAAAACCCCCAAAUACUUUUCUUAUUAAGCUACUUCGCUCCAACUCAGAGACCCAAGGCCAUCCCUCAUGAUACAUGGCCAAUGACUACUAUGCUCAUUAAUAUCCCAGGACUUGCAUUUUACUUGCGAUCCCAGUGUUACGUCUCAGGAGGAGUGUUUUAUACCCAAGAUUCAAAAAUAUUACUUUUACUUUGACCUUGGGCUAUGACAAUGUAGGUUCCUGACUAUUUUGGGGAUUAGGCUAUAUUCUCCAAUGAGCAUGUAAUUCAGGUUUGUCUCCUUGUUAUUCUGCAUGAGGAAAGCAGAUUAGCAGUUUGGUUUCUAUUUCAUUGCAAAACCCAGAAAACAUGUAUAUAAAGUUAGCUAUUUUCUUGAAAAAAAAAUGUGACACUCAUAUUUGAGAAUUUUCAGGUGUUUGGAUUAUUAUUUAUCAGAAUAACAUUGAUGUACACAGUGGGCCUAGUAUUGCCGGGAAAAUAAUUUAGCUUGUUAUCGGAAAGUUCCAUUUCAAGCAUGCCAUUCACUUGGUGUCACUGCAUGGCUGCUGGAAUCAAAAACAUCCCACACUGUUAUUGGGUCUCCAAUCUGAGUUGAUGCAGCAGAAACAUCAGACAUGAGCACAGCCACUGACCCAUCCCCCACAUCAACCCUUAUGCAGAAAAAAUGUGGCCACACAUGAUUGCCUGAAAUGUAUCCAGUCAAGCAGGCAAUAGUCUGUUUGAAUCAGCACCAGAUCAAGAGAUGAUUGAGGAACUUAUUUUCGCAAGGAGCAGAGCCCAUGCUUGACUGCAGGGGAAGUGUAAUUUUCACAAUGACUGCUGGACUGUGAAACCCACCAUUGUUCUAUUUGUUAGUGUCAGUUUCACUAGGGAGAAAUGAACACAGUUGAUGACUGUAGUUCUUGCUUCCUCCCAAUGUUAUACAGCCAUUACAUGGCUAUAAUAAGUGUAGAAUCUAGUCUAAUACAUACUUUGCCAUCAUUGCAUUGGCCCUCAGGACCAGAGUCUAUGCUGACGCCUUCAAUGAGCCUUUUUGGCCAGCAACAGCCGUUGUUCCAGCCAAUGCCUUCUACACAUACCCUUGGACCCCCUCCACAGACCCUCAGGCCGUCUACACCAGUGGUAGUGGCCCCCGACCCCCUCCUUUUCCCCCUCUACAGCCCUCUGUCUGCCAAACCACCCGCUCACCUCCAGCUGAUGCAGGGCCCCCCCUGCCCUGUCCCCUGCCCUGUCCCACCUCCAACUGUCCAGGUGGCCCUCAGCACCAAGCCCCAGGAGGAAGAGGCUCAGAUCGGGGCCACAGACCAGGACUCUACCUUGGAUGAGCUGUGUAGUAAGCCUCUGUACUGCAAACUGUGCAACGUCACCCUCAACUCUGCCCAGCAGGCACAGGCCCACUACCAGGGUAAAAACCACAGUAAGAAGCUGAGAAAUUUUUAUGCAGGCAGCCAGCAGCUGCCUGCCAUCAGGAUUCCGGAGGUAAUAGAACCAGUUUCCCAGCAACCCCUCACGACUCCACCAAAUGAGAGUACAACUCCAAAACAGCCAGUGUCAUUUAAUGGUGCCAGCAGGGUGAUCUUAGCCACGGAGAACGACUACUGCAAGCUGUGUGACGCCUCGUUCAGCUCACCUGCCGUGGCUCAGGCGCACUACCAGGGCAAGAACCAUGCCAAGAGACUGCGGCUGGCUGAGGCCCAGCAGAGCAGUAGCAUCAUAGAGUCAACUGAGUGUGUCCAGAGGCGUCCGAAGAAAGAGGGGAGCGAGUACAAGUUGAUCAAGAACCGCAGGACCUCACAGGUGCCUCCUGCCAUGCCAGCCCCCUACUACAACCCCCGGCCCAGGCAGAGGAUCCCCAGAGACCUGGCCAUGUGUGUGACGCCCAGCGGACAGUUCUACUGCUCUAUGUGCAAUUCUGGGGCCAGCGAGGAGGCCAACUUCCGCCUUCACCUGGAGAGCAAGCAGCACAAGAGCAAGGUGUCGGAGCAGCGCUACCGCAGCGAGAUGGAGAAUCUGGGCUACACUUAGGAGAUCAGCGCCGCAGCACAGGGGAGGAGAGGGGAAUGGGGGGGGAUUCACACUGAAUUUUGCCAAUAGUAUAGAAAGAACCCGCCAGGCUGUGGGGUAUUGGGGAAGUUUAUCUCACAAUCGGUUUCCUUUCCCCAGUUUAAACCCUGUUAUUACUUGAGUUUGAGUAGCUGAACAUUGCUAUGUGUAGUAGAGGAAAGCAAAGUUCUAUUACAGGCUUCUACCAGCCCAGGUGAAUGUACUGUGAUUGCGAUGACAAUUAUUAAGCGAUAGGUAUUUUUUUCAAUUGUAAAAAUCUGACUGACUGUUCUCUUUCCUCAUGUGUGUUUACAUGGGUUUGGUAUGACUCCAAGCAUCUUGGACAUGCCAGUCAACUCAACCUCUGGUCCUGGUCCCUUAUUAUCUUGGGAUGCUAUAAAAGCCAGCUGCUGUAAGCGCUUGACUUCCCUAUGGGAGGUGUGCUUUUCGAAGAGCAGAGUAACUCAGGAGAAUAUAGAGCAGGCCAGAGCAGGACUAGAUUUAAUUGGGGGGAUUUAAGGUUACUUCCACAUGACCUCUACUCUGUUUAAUUUAGAGAAAAGGGAAUUUAGACUGUUCAAAGCCCAAUUUGUUCAGAGGAGGAACACAAAGCUUGUGUUCUUAUUCCUUCCUAUAUAUCUACCCCUUAAUCCAAUGCAUUUGUACAAGUAAUUCUAGGCAUUCAUUGUCUGGUUCUUUUUUUUUUCAAUCACAGAGAAAUGAUCGCACGUUAACAGUGUGUUCUCUCUGGCUCUCAGAUGAUGUGUUUUUUCUGUGUCAUAAAUGCUCUUGUAACCUAUUUUAAAAUGGCCUUUGUUGUAGUUCUAGUCAGACCAUGGUUAAUUUGUUUUAAUUUAACAUUGCCUUUUGAUUUCUAAGAUUUACUGCGUAUUGUUUUCUCUUCAUGAGUGUUUGUUUUUACAGACAAUUAGCCAGAGAAAAUAUCUACUGUUAUCUAAUGUAGGGGGGAGCUUCAUGUGCAACAUCACUUUAUUUGUAUACACUUGAUUAUACUUUAAUAUUUCACUGUAUAAAUUAUGUUUGUGCAAUGUACAUGUGUUCAUGAUAUUAUCAGAAUAUAAAUAUAUUUAAGUAUUCAUAUUAUGCUACUAGUGGAAGUGGAAGAACUAAGCCAGUUUGAGAGAGACAUAGAAGGGACCAUUAUAUUGGACACAAGGUAGUGUAUGGAAAGGAGUAUUGCUCUUGUUAUAGAGGAGUGGGUGGAGUUUCAUACUGAUUGAUCGAUUGAAUUUGUUAGAUGAUUAAAAGUAGCAGGCUUCUCCAGCCGGAGACAACAUUACACUAUUACAGGAUUUGCUUUAAUUAUUGUUAUUUGUUCUAUUGUUCUAAAAGUUCUAUUGAUGUGUCUCGAUCUGAUUUGUAUCAAAUGUUUACAGAGAGUGGUCUAAAGGGAAGUCGAUCACAUUUAAUGUUGGAUCCAUACACAUGUUGCCCGUUCCUUAAACCGAAUUUGUCUUGUAUUGCGAUGGCCUACUGAAACUCUCCCAGAAAUCUCAUCUCCACUUUUUUUCAAGCUGUUUUAAUACAUAUUCAGUGCCUCUCAACAUUCAUUUUGUGAUGGACUGCACACAGGGCUAUGAUUUUCUUGGGAGUUGAAACCACACAUUAAAUGGGAUACAUUGAUUAUGUUACACAUUAGGUGAUCUAUAUUGUUCAGAUUAACCACCCAGAGCAAAUAAGCUAUUUCUAUCUGGAACUAGCACAGCAGUGGAAUUAACCACUUUCUAAAUGAUAUGUAACAUACCCCUUAAAAGGGGAGUGUGUAUCUCACAGAGUAUACAGUGUGGGUCUGAGUGCAAUUCAUUAGUCCAAUGUUAGUGGUCAUCUCACUCGAUGCCCUAUUUCUGUUUAAGUAAGUGGAGUUGUGUUUGACUGCUGCUACACAUCCAUCCAUGCUAGUUUUAUGGCUGUGGCUGUGCAGUCUGUGCUCUGUCCUCUGAGGCAUUAGGCAGGAGCCAUUCCUUGCUGGGAGUAGAGUAGUGCUGCAGCAGCACAUCUGUUUGCCGCUCUAUCAGGGAGUGUGACCUGGCAUGGGAACAGGCCAUACCCCAGGGAGAUCCUCACAGGCACAACAAACACUAUCCAAUGGACCUAUCUGUGUACUCAGGCCAUUGUUGAUUUCCUACUCUCCUCUCCUCCAACAAGAUAUCAUUGUCCGCUAUGCAUCAUGGCUGGCUCUGAGUUUGGCUCUCUUCAUCUGUUGUUCAGAAAUAUAAUUUCUCAAAGACAGAUUGGUUUAUAAAUGUCGAAUGAAGUGAACGAUAUCUAGGGAUACGGGAUGAAAAUAAGGGAUAGCUGCAGUGCCUUUGUAAUGUCACACAAUCACAUUUGAUCUCAUGGCUGCCUUCGGCACAAACAUGAUUCUCAAGAACAAUCAACUCCAUUUUCAUUGGAGGCAGAAAUAUUGCCUCUGGUGCAAUAUUGCAAAUGUGGGAUCCAAAGAUCCCAAUUAAAUUGAAUUGACUUCCCUUUAGAGAAAAUAAUUCUAUAAUGUCUUGAAUGUACGUAUAUUUGAAGAAUAACAGAAUGACAACAGUUGUUUUUGAAACAAUCGGAACACCUAUUUUGGUCACGGUAUAAUAUUGACUAACUAUUUAAUUAAAAAAUGUUAUACAUGUUAUUUAUCUGGAUGUAUUGAGUUGGGAAACUGGGUUGGGGAUUGGGAGUUGCAUGGGGCGAGUGGCAGUAUGUGUGUGAGAGAGAAUGUGUGUAUGGACACAUUGUAUGACAGGGUCAGCUGACAAACUUGUGUUUCCGGUUAAUAUGGUGGUCUACAGAUUAUGCCCCCAGACAUAAAUACUGCUCUAAUACUCAGCGUUGAUCAAAAUAAAGCAUCUCUAGUGAAAUGUUCAUCUUGAUUAGUAGAUAGUAUGUAUGGCAAAAUAUGACCCUAAAAUAUCUUUGUUUUUUAUCCCCCUUUACUGCUCAGAUAAACAAUGGCAAAUGUUAUGUUUUCUGAGUGGAUGACUGAAAGGAGUUUAGGAUUAUUUUAUAGGAGACGUUGCUUUCUAAAUGUUGUGUAGUUCUAAAAUAUGAUGAAUCAGUUGUUUUGGGAUCGUAACGGUAAUCCAUUUUUUACCUAGUAACUACUUUGCUCUAUUCUGAUUGGUUUGUCAAUUGUUGGAGGGUAACAGGAAGUAAUUAUGUUAUAUGUUAUGUUAUAUGCAUGGUAGCAAGUUAGGAGAAUUUACACAGCAGUUUAGGAGAAUUAACAUAGCAGGUUAUGAGACUGAGGUUAAAGUUAGGAAAAGGGCAAGGCUUAACACAAAUGCUAUCCUAAACUUCUACGAAAAUCACUUUUGUAUUGAAGUGGUGCGAAAAGAGUGUGACCCGGCUGCUGUAACCUGCUGUAACCCUUCAUAUAUACACUCCCCUACUUAUUUAUUUGAACAAUGAUGCUAAAACGUAGAAAUUAAUGGUAAAUAAUGCAUUGCGUCAUUUUGUAGUCACCAUUAUUGUAAUUAAUAAUAUAAAAUGUUUCUGAACACUUCUACAUUAAUGUUGAUGCUACCAUGAUUACGGAUAAUCCUGAAUGAAUCGUGACUAAUGAGGAGUGCUUAAUUUACGAACUUACAAAAAUCGUUUUUCAGGGGGUAUGAUAUUUAUGCCUCUGUAACUUUCUCAUUCAUCCUUAUUUAUGAUUCAGUCAUGAUUAUCUGCAAUCAUGGUCGCAUCCACAUUAAUGUAGAAGUGUUCAGAAAUAAAAAUGUGCUGUUUUAUAGCUAAUCUCAUGCUAUUUUACACAUUCUGCCAUGAGGCUGAGAGAUAAUUUAGUUUUUUUUUAGAGUUCAGGGAUUCUUGAAAGUGGGGACAAACCAUGUAAAGGAACAACCCCCCCCCACCCCCAAAAAAUAAAAAAUAAUAAUCUAACUGGAUUUAUGUCAACUUUGUUGACACAUCAUAAAAGCAAUUAAAUGUUUACAAUUAUUGUCAAACAAGUGUUUAAAGGCUUUGAUUGUUUAAUUAUAACAUUAUAUUAUACAAGUAUUUAAUACAACUCUCCAAACUGUUUUUUGUUUUGUUUAAAAGCAUUAAUGCUCCAGGGGAAAUUUUGUUUGAAUUUUGGCAUGUUUUUUUCUAGAUUUAGAACUUAAAACUACAUUUAUAGAGCAAACAUUAGACUAUCCUUAAGGGCUAGCACAGCAAAUACUAAAAACAUAUGUUUUUAGAACAGUGAUAAAAAAAUGUAAAAAAGAAUAUUGAUCAAAAAGUAUCUAUUUUAAUUGAGUUAGCCAUCAGUGACGGAGUUGACAAGCCACUGGCAGAGUAGACAACAGAUUCUCAAAACAAGCAUUUUUUUUUUGUAAAAUAUGUAAAAUAAUUAAUUUGAAAAUCACCAAUUAAAUCAUAACCAUACCAUCAGACCUUUCACCACUCUGACGGAGUUGACGUUAUACAAAAAUCUGACUGAGUUUAUGUUUUUAGGUAGAUGACAAUAUGAAGCACAUUGCGUUGCAUUCCAUGUCUGAAAUGUGCUGUAUAAAUAAAGCUUGAUUUGAUUUGA